AUGACUUUCACGAAUAGAUGUCCGACGGACAUUACACUGUACACUCGUCUUGCUAGUGUCUAUACGGACAAUAGUGAGGUCAUUGCCUCAGGGGCCUCAAUUACCAAGAUGAUUGGAAAAGGCUAUGAAGGUCACUUUCGUAACGGCACGGACGACGCUGCUACACUCGUUGAGGUUUCUACCGUGGGUGAAAUGGACAUUAUUUGGUACGACAUUGGCAUUAUUCCAUCCCAAUUGAAACCUGAUUUUAAAUUUUGUAAAAGUCAUGAAGAGUGUAAGCAAAACUCUGAAAGUGGCAAGGGCUUCAACACUCCCGUCAAGAUUACGCCUAAAUUGAACACAAACGGCAAAAAUUGCCGUGAGCUAUUGUGUUUGGCCGAUGGCUGCGAAGACGCCUACAACUUUCCGCAGGAUGACACCAAGACGCACUCCAGCAAGAGCAGACGGCGGGUUCGUUGUCGACCACCACCCCCCGAGGCCAAGGUGAUGUCAGUCGACGCCCUGAAUUCUCCUGUUCAACAAACGGAGGUUGCCUCGGAUAGUAGUGAUAAGAUCAAGGACGAAGUCAAAAGUGAGACCACAGCAGCACAGCCAUUCGGUGCUAAGACUUCCGAAAAGGAGGUGACUGGUGCUGAGACUCUCGAAAAGGAGGUGACUGGUGCUGAGACUCCCAAAAAGGAGGUGACCCCAGCUGUUGCUACUGAUUCCAAGUAUUGCGUGUAA
Peronospora belbahrii is the source of this 723-nucleotide messenger RNA. The record is from the annotation of a GenBank genome assembly. NCBI's taxonomy places the organism in Eukaryota, Oomycota, Peronosporomycetes, Peronosporales, Peronosporaceae.